Molecule: messenger RNA, 1986 nt
Organism: Didymodactylos carnosus
Lineage: Eukaryota; Metazoa; Rotifera; Eurotatoria; Philodinida; Philodinidae
Source: the annotation of a GenBank genome assembly
AUGCCACGUUACUCUGACAUGAUCAGGUCAGAUAAAUCAAAGGAGACUGCCGAACAUUAUGGUGGUCAUGAAGAAAUAGAAAAGAAAAUCGUUCAGCAAUUUGAACAAGUCAAUGAAUUUUAUAAUGCAGAAAAACGUUUCAAUUCGUAUUUUAAUUUUACACCAGGUGAAUUUCGAUAUUAUAGAGAACAUGGUGCAAAUGAAAAUGAAAUGGAUUAUAUUGAUUUUAAUGUACCACUUGCAGAUGAUGGUUACAAUUGGCGAGUCAUCUAUAGUAUCUCACCGUAUGGGGGAGUGAUGAAAAAUAUGCACUCCGAUUAUAUGAAUCGUUCGAUUCGAUUUGCUGUGAAUGCUGAAGCACAAUGGAGUGAAACAAUAUUCGGUAUUAUAGCAACGAGAAUUCUCUGUCACGAAUUGGGUCAUAGUCGUGGAGCAUUCGAUUUGUAUUCAGUUGAUUUACAUAAAGAUAAGAAUACAUUAUGGCCGGGAGUUUACUAUAAUUAUCCUGUAGGUAGUAUCAUGAAUUACUUGUAUGAUUUGAGUGUAUCAUGGGAUGAUCAUUCGAUUUAUUGUAUCAAUGAACAAACAGAUAAUGUGAUAACGCCCAAAAUAUGGAGCAACAUGUUUUGGACUCUAUUUCCAAAACAAUUUGGUGUCAAUGCAACGAAUAUGAAGGGAAAUCCAAUUGUAAAUGCAAACUUCCAGUUUUACGGCAUUCGAUGGUUAAGCUACACUCUGAAUGUUGCUGAAGAUCCUCCACUUCAGUUUUACACAGAUGAAGGUGGAAAGGUGACAUUUAGUGGAGAGAAAAGUGAAAUUGAGAAAAAUCCAUAUAGAAACUCAAAUCAUUUUUCAUUUUUCUCUAAUUUUUUGAUUAUUGGUCAAUAUCAGGAUGAAGGACUGUAUAGUUGGUUACCUGUAUUCACUGUUCAAAUGGCAAAAAUUAAUAAUCAGUCGGAAUAUUAUCGAAACUUCACGUUUAACGUUAAACCAACAGUUAAAAUUGAUUAUCCCAAAACAGACCUCAUUAUUACAGUUCCAUUUAUGAGUAGUUCUCUGGUAGAUUUUUGUCCACAGUAUAUUUUUUCUAUAAACCUGGUUAUUUUGGCUAGUGCAGAAGAUAUUGAUGGUUCAAUUGAGAAAGUUGAAUUUUAUAAUGGAAAUACUUUAAUAGGCGCUUCAAUUAAUCCAGGUACGGAUGAAAAUUACAGUGGACGUUAUUCUCAUCGAUUGUUAAUCGCUAUGAACGGAACCUAUACUCUAAUAGCAAAAGCCUAUGAUAAAUUAAAUGUAUUCUCAAAUUCAGAACCGAUAACAGUUACUGUUGUGAGCGAACAAAACUCGGAAAAGGAAGCAAUAAAUGAUGUCAUAAAUGUACAACAUCUAUGGUGUACAAAACAUGCCAUAAAUUUUAUUCUUUAUACUCUGAGUGGACAAGAUUUUCGUCGUGAAUUUAUGAAAUUAUUUCAAUGCCGAUGGCGACCACAAAACUUCAAUACUUUAACGCCGCGAAAAAUAACGACUACAAGUACAACAAUGACAACUUCAACAACAAGAAACUCGGUGAAAGUACAAACAGAUAACUCCUAUGUUUAUAUGACAUAUUCAGCUGCUGUAGCUGUAGAGGGAAAAUCAUUAUUUGGAUGUUUUGAUGAUAUGAAAACAUGUUUAUGCGGCUAUUUUUGUUUACCAUGUUUAUUUGGUCAAAAUGCUGAGAGUAUUGAUGGUUCCAGCUGCGUGGGUAUGGGAAUUCUGUACUGUUGUCUUCAAGGAUGUUAUGCAUGCGGUCUCCUUCAUAUGGGCAAACGACAAGCAUUAAGAGCAAAAUAUAACCUUGCUGAAGAACCAGCUGAUCUUGUAGCAGCAUGCUGUUGUGGACCGUGUGCCGUAUGCCAAGAAGCAAGAGAAAUGCAAUCAAGAGGUAAUCAUAUGCGAAGUGCCCUUGGUGGAAAUCAAUCGGCAAUCACAUCACAACCUAUUCGUUGA